Messenger RNA from Ustilaginoidea virens, 315 nucleotides. RefSeq lists its product as uncharacterized. The record is from RefSeq and is a predicted model, not a curated record. The transcript has 2 exons. Bases 1 to 315 code for a protein of 104 amino acids. Lineage: Eukaryota; Fungi; Ascomycota; Sordariomycetes; Hypocreales; Clavicipitaceae.
AUGGUAAAAAACCCACAAGGAAUCAUCCGUCACAUUCAACACCAUGUUUCACGUUUAGAAAGCAAAUUCUGCCAUUCCGUUGUCCUAGACGCGCUAGUCUCGUUCCCACCGGGCGUCCUUUUACAGCUUGCUUCUAUUGGGGCGAUCCCUGAACGCCGUUCUUGUACCCGACCGUCCUUGUCUCAUUCAUACACAUCUCUCAUCAUGCCUGCCAAACAUCACAGCCCGAAUUGGCCACUUGAACCACCAUCGACCUGCCGUGACCCAAUCCCAGCUUUUCGCUUGAAUUCAUUCUUUAGGCAUGCCCAAUCGUAA